CAGUGCGCGACGACGCAUGCAGGACUGCGAAGGACGCAGGUGAGAGGCUUGGGGUGAAAUGAGUUAUAUUUAAAGGACCUGGUUGUGAUGGCGGUGUCGUGUCUGACUCGAGCCCUGCGCUCCCUGACCCUCUCCCAGCCCGCAUUGCUCUCCUCACAGGUGGUCGCACAGAGGGAGCUGGGAGCUCGGGUGCCCGGCGCGAUGGUCCAGUGCAGAGGCUUCCUCACCACAGCCUCUCUGCAGCAGAACAGGACUCAGUGGAAGCAGAGGGAGAAGUACACCAUCAAGCCUAUCGGAAUGAAAAAGACAGGAGGCAGAGACCACACAGGAAGAAUACGUACGCACGGCAUCGGCGGCGGUCAUAAGCAAAGAUACAGGUGGAUAGACUUCCAUCGUCUGCGGUAUGAACCCAACAAGGAGGGCCAGCCUUUUGAGGAGAAGGUUGUUGAAGUGCGAUACGACCCGUGCAGGUCUGCUGAUAUCGCCCUGGUAGCUGGAGGUGAGCGAAAAAGAUGGAUCAUUGCAACGGAGAACAUGCAGGCCGGAGACAUCAUUAAAACAUCUGAGGUUAUUGAACGCAUGGCAGUUUCGGCCAAUGAGGGGGAUGCUUACCCACUGGGGGCUCUUCCUGUGGGGACACUGGUGAACAACCUGGAGGUGCAACCUGGGAAGGGAUCAGAGUAUAUUCGGGCUGCAGGCACAAGCGGUGUUUUGCUUCGUAAAGUAAACGGAACAGCAAUUGUUCAGCUUCCUUCAAAGCAGCAGGUUCAGGUGCUGGAGACCUGCAUGGUAACAGUGGGACGCGUGUCCAAUGUCGAUCACAACAAACGGAUAAUUGGCAAAGCCGGUCGCAAUCGUUGGCUGGGCAUCCGCCCUUCAAGCGGCUUGUGGCAGAGGAAGGGAGGCUGGGCAGGACGCAAGAUUAAACCUCUGCCUCCGAUGAAGAGUUACGUCAAACUGCCCUCAAUCUCAGCGAACUCAGGAUAAAAUAAAUAAAUCUGAAGAUGAGCUGUUUGUACAGAAGAUUAAAAAUUUUUAUUAAACACAACUGCUUGUGAGAGCAUGGAAAGAAACAAAACAAUAUAAAAAUCCAAAACAUAUUUACAUCUAUAGUAAAACAUGCAGAAGUAACCCAUAUUUCUUUUUUUAGUGGUAAAUUUAAAAAUACUGUCAUGUCAUUUAAAAUAGGGUUUGUGCAAAGACACUGGGUGGCAUUUCAAGUAACGGGAGCAAUGAGAUGGCAUGAUGUAACUUUAGUUAGACCAGCAAUAAAAGGAUUAACACUG
Molecule: messenger RNA, 1286 nt
Organism: Archocentrus centrarchus (flier cichlid)
Lineage: Eukaryota; Metazoa; Chordata; Actinopteri; Cichliformes; Cichlidae
Gene: mrpl2
Product: mitochondrial ribosomal protein L2
Exons: 8
Coding region: 88-987 (299 amino acids)
Biological process (GO): mitochondrial translation
Cellular component (GO): ribosome; mitochondrial large ribosomal subunit
Molecular function (GO): structural constituent of ribosome; RNA binding
Source: RefSeq, a predicted model, not a curated record